Hymenoscyphus albidus is the source of this 2508-nucleotide messenger RNA. Lineage: Eukaryota; Fungi; Ascomycota; Leotiomycetes; Helotiales; Helotiaceae. The record is from the annotation of a GenBank genome assembly.
AUGUCCCCCUCACCAUCCUGGCCCUACCACCUCGUCGACCUCACCGGACACGAAAAACACCUCCGUCGCAAAACUUUGGAUCGUUAUGGCAUCUACGCACAGCUCUCCAUCCUCAUCCCCGUCCUCCCGUUUCUGCUCUACCGUCUCGGUUCCUAUCUCCUCAGCAAACUCGGCAAGGGGAGGGAACGGGAGUAUGAUGUCCUUCCGAGUAGUCCGCAGAGGAAGGCGGGACGGGGGAGGAACCAGGGACGAGUUGGGACUUUUGUGAGGAGGGUGGAAUGGUGGUUAGAUGGGGAGGUUGGGGGGUGGGGGAAGAGGAGGUUUUGGGUUGUGNUUCCGAGUAGUCCGCAGAGGAAGGCGGGACGGGGGAGGAACCAGGGACGAGUUGGGACUUUUGUGAGGAGGGUGGAAUGGUGGUUAGAUGGGGAGGUUGGGGGGUGGGGGAAGAGGAGGUUUUGGGUUGUGGGGGGCCUUUGGGGGGUUUGGAUGGGGGGGCUUUGUGUGUGGGAGACGGGAGAUGGUGAGUGUUUAUUUCUUUCUGUUGGUGUUUGUUGAGGAGUUAUUUUGGGUUCUUGCGUCUUUUUGGGAUGUGGAGGUUCCUCUAUCUUGAAGGGGAGAGCUGAGAUGAGUUUUGAUUUUGAGCUGAGGAUUCGUGUUGGCGAGACAAGGUCUUUUUAACACGAUUUCUCACUCUCCCAUCUCAUUUUAUAUCCUUUUGCGGUUUUCUCUGGGAACUUGACGCUUAUAUUUCUUAUUCAUUUAUACUUUUGAAGGAGGAAUGAACCUUGGAAGCGGUGGGUUUUAUUCUAAUCUACUGUCACGUGAUUAGGCACCCCUCUGCAGUCGGGUUCACUUCUCAGAUAUUCUCUUACAGUUAGGGAUUUACGAUAAGUGCUUGCCGAAUGGUUCUUUCCGUCUCCACCCUGUUGUGCUUGGCCGUUGUUGUCAUGUUGAGAUGUAAGAAUGGAGUGAGACGUACUCAUAAGAAGUUUGAGUUUAUGAGAUUCUCAAAACUCAUCAUGAAUUAUGAGAUUGCGACAUGCAACAAAAUUUGAAGAAGCGAACAUAUUUUAUUUUGAAAUGUUCAUUAUGAUGGACAUCACUUUCUACGAUUCCUUCUCGCGCUGUUCAAAGAUAACGUGGGGAAAAUAUGAAAGCUAACAUAAUAACUCAGAUUACCUCCAUAUCACCAAACGCUUUGGUGUAAUCGCCGCCUCGCAAUUCCCCCUCCACUACAUGCUCUCCAUGAAAUCAACCUACUCCCCGCUAGCCCUGAUCUUCCGCGUCUCCCACGAGGAACUAAACCCCUACCACCGUCUCUCCGGGCGAAUGAUCUACCUCCUCCUCUGUCUCCACGCAACCUGGUACAUGAACUUCUUCAUCCAAGCGGGACUGCUCAAGAAACGGCUCGUUGCCCCAGUUGUAAUAAUAGGGAUCUUAGUAUUCCUCGCCCUUACUACCAUCGUGACAACAGCACUGGCACCUGUAAGACGAUGGUCUUACCGUGUGUUUUUCAUUAUCCAUCUCAUGCUGGGAAUUACGAUUUUACCCAUGCUUUUCUUCCACGCCGCGCCGUUGAGGAUAUACAUGAUUGAGUCCCUCCUACUAUUCGUUUUCGAUAUUGUUUGUCGGAAAUUGGAUACAGUGACGGGUUACGUGACUAUCACACCAGUGCCGAAUACAGAUCUCCUCCAAGUCCGCAUCCCCAUCCCAGAAUCGAAGUUAAAACGUUUCCACGCUGCCCCGGGUCAGCAUGUAUACCUCUCCAUCCCGCCCUCAUCAACACCAACUACGACAAGCACACCCUCAAUCCACGGAGUUCUCUUCAACCCCUUCACCAUCUCCUCCGUCUCCUCAAACGACAUAACACUCGUCCUCCGCUCUCUAAACGGUCCCACAACAAACGCACUAAAUACUCUAGCCAACAUGCCAAAAGCCAAACCACCACUCAAUAUUGAAGGCCCACUCGGAAGUUCAAAAUUCUUCCCGGAUGAUCUGGCAAAGAACUGUGAUCGCAUCCUCCUCAUCGCCGGUGGCGUGGGCGCAACAUUCAUCUUACCACUCUACACCCACUUCCAAGAAGCCAUGGAAAGCGUCGCCAAAUCCCCCGAUCGCGUCUCCCUCGUCUGGUCCAUCAAGAACCCCUCCGAAGCAGCAUGGGCCCGUGACGUCCUCCACGACGACGACGAGUCGGCGCAGGUGUAUGUCACUGGCUCCUCUUCAUCGUCAUCUGAACAGACGGCCGUUCCUUCGUCGUCGAGACAGGAUAUUGAGUUGACGGAUUUGAAUCGCGAUAAGGAGUCUGCGGAAUUAAAGGUUCGAGGCGGCUAUGCACGACCGGAUUUCGAGAAGAUUGUUAAUGCGGUCUUUCGCUUGGGGGGUGAGGAGAGGGUUGCGGUGUUGGUUUGUGGACCGGAGGAGAUGGCGAGGGAUGUUAGGAGGGUUGUGGGCAGGUGGGUGGAGAGGGGGAGGGAUGUUUGGUGGCAUGAUGAGGGGUUUGGGUGGUGA